Molecule: messenger RNA, 1339 nt
Organism: Halteromyces radiatus
Lineage: Eukaryota; Fungi; Mucoromycota; Mucoromycetes; Mucorales; Cunninghamellaceae
Exons: 4
Coding region: 1-1185 (394 amino acids)
Biological process (GO): N-acetylglucosamine catabolic process
Molecular function (GO): N-acetylglucosamine-6-phosphate deacetylase activity
Source: RefSeq, a predicted model, not a curated record
AUGACAGACAAUAAAUUAUACAAGAUCAUCAACGCAAAAUUACUCAAACAUCAUCAACUAGUAGAAAACGAAUAUUUAUGGUUUCAAAAUGGUCAGAUUGUAGAUGCCGAACAAGUGUUCUUUGAACAAAGAAAAGAACCGGAUGAAAUCAUUGAUGCACAAGGUUGUAUUGUAGCGCCCGGAUUUUUGGAUCUUCAGAUCAAUGGUUCUUAUGGUAUUGAUUUUGCUGAUCAUGAAGGCUCUAUAGUUCUUCCUUUAUUACGACGUCGAGCUGGUAAUGCAAAGACGAACUCUGAAAUCUUGGGCGCUCACGUUGAAGGACCAUUCAUUUCUGAAGAAAAGAAAGGUGCCCACGAUGUUAAUGCUAUUCGGACCGCGUCAAGAGGUAUAUUGGAUUUCGAAGAAGCAUAUGGAUCUGAAUUAAAACGAGGUGGCGAAUCUAUAUCUAUCAUCACACUGGCACCUGAAGUGGAUGGUGUUCUGGAUGUCAUACCAAAGCUUAUAGAACGUGGAAUCACUGUUUCUCUUGGUCAUUCGGCGGCUCAUAUUAAGGCGGCAGAAGCUGGCGUUGCUCAAGGUGCUUGUCUCAUGACUCAUUUGUUUAAUGCUAUGUUACCCUUCCAUCAACGUGAUCCUGGUAUGGUGGGUAUCUUGGGUGCUACUGAUUUGCCUGUACCAAAACAACCUGAUAGACAUCCUUUACCAUCUCUCACCAGUGCUAAUCAUCAACAAUCGGAUCCACGACCCUUCUAUGGUAUUAUUUGCGACGGUAUCCAUGUGCAUCCCAAUUCUGUACGCAUCGCCUACUAUUCUCAUCCUCGAGGUUGUGUCUUGGUGACAGAUGCAUUAUCAGCAGCAGGACUUCCUCAUGGUAUUUAUCAACUUGGUGGUCAAGAUGUGGAAGUGCGUCAUGGUGGAGCAUAUAUCAAAGGAACAGAUACUUUGGCAGGUAGUACGGUGACGAUCGACCAGUGUGUGCGCAACUUUUGGAAAUUCACAAGAUGUUCUCGAGUAGAAGCUUUAGAAGCAGCUACACUUCACCCAGCACAAAGUUUGGGCAUACAAGAUCGUAAAGGGACAUUGAAUCCAGGUGCGGAUGCUGACUUUGUGUUUUUGGAUGAUGAUUUGAAUUUGAAACAAGUCUAUGUGCGUGGUGAACAAGUGAUCUUGGCCAGGUCUCCCUAGUUAGAUUAUUGUAUCAUAUAUUGCCUAGUUUAGUCAUAUAUAUAUUUAUGCAUAUUUUCCAUUCCGUUUAGUCAUACAUUGUAUACAUCCAUCGUUUUAUUAUUGUUCUAAAAAAAUAAAGCGUUAUAUAUAUUCAUUUUGUUACAGGUACUUU